Messenger RNA from Oryza brachyantha (malo sina), 870 nucleotides. Its product is annotated as glycine cleavage system H protein 2, mitochondrial. Bases 103 to 579 code for a protein of 158 amino acids. The transcript has 4 exons. The record is from RefSeq and is a predicted model, not a curated record. Gene Ontology annotation, biological process: protein lipoylation; glycine decarboxylation via glycine cleavage system. NCBI's taxonomy places the organism in Eukaryota, Viridiplantae, Streptophyta, Magnoliopsida, Poales, Poaceae. Gene Ontology annotation, cellular component: mitochondrion; cytoplasm; glycine cleavage complex.
GCAAAAAGGAAGAGGAGGAGCCACCAAACCCCAGAACCCGCAAGAGAAAGAGAGAGAGAGAGAGAUCAGAGGAGGAGAGGAGAGCGGCGGCGAGGAGCAAUCAUGGCGAUGGCCGCCUCCAGGUCGCUCUGGGCUUCCCGCGCCGCCUCCUACCUCAAGAUCUCAGCUUUCCCGAGGGCCUUCUCCACCGUGCUGAAGGAUCUGAAGUAUGCUGACACUCAUGAAUGGGUUAAGGUUGAAGGGGAUUCAGCAACCGUCGGGAUUACAGACCACGCUCAGCACCACUUGGGCGAUGUUGUGUAUGUUGAGCUUCCGGAAGUUGGGAGCAGUGUGUCCCAGGGAAAGAACUUUGGUGCUGUUGAAAGUGUGAAGGCAACCAGUGAUAUCAACUCGCCAGUAUCUGGAGAGGUGGUCGCCGUGAACGAUGUGCUAAGCGAUGAACCUGGAUUGGUCAAUACAAGUCCAUAUGAGAGUGGGUGGAUUAUCAAGGUCAAAGUUAGCGAUUCAGGUGAGCUCAAUUCGCUGAUGGAUGAUGGCAAGUACUCAAAAUUCUGCGAGGAAGAAGACAGUAAGCAUUGAACAAAUACGAGUGACUUCUGAUCAGCAAGAAUGGGUCUUGACCCUUGUCAAUUCUUGCGAUGUCCUAUGGAUCAAUUAUCUUCUUUCACCUGCUGCUCAAAUCAGCGCAGAUCUACACAAUGAAAUAAAUUAGUGUUGGCAUUGCCUCUUCUACAAAGGCAUUGCAAAAUUCGAACCUGUAAAUGACAUGAGUUUCGUUAUUUUCUUUUGUAGUAAUGUGUGAUUUCAUCUUCAAUUAUAGCUCUGCAUGUCCCAUUUGUCUCUGAAUAAUGUGCUUCGUUUAUUUCUGAA